AUGAUAACACCAGGAGGGUAUGGGUGCUCCAUUGAUGGUGCUGGGAUUGGUUACCAACUUUUCUGCAACACUUCAUUUCAACCUCCCGAGCUUUUCCUAGGCACGGGUUCUAUUGAAACCGAACUUCGCAUUAAAACCAUCCAAGCAAUCAUAUGCUACAAUAAGUUCGGUAAUGUAACACUUGACAAAUCUGUUGCCUGGUCGGACAUAAGUGUGUCCAGAUUUAAAUUCUCUUACACCAAAAACGUGUUUUUUGCGAUUGGGUGUAAGUCGUAUGCAUCUAUAUAUGGACCUAACUUACAAGAUUACUCAAUCUCGUGUUCCUCAGAUUGUAAUAGCAGGGAAAGUGUGAUGGAUGGGUCUUGCUUUGGCCAAGGGUGUUGCCAGAGCACCAUCCCUAAGGGGUUAAAUAGGUAUGAAAUUGGUAUUUUAAAUUCCACAUCGAAGGACAUUUCUGCGAUUGCAUCUUUUAAUCCUUGUAGCUAUGGUUUCAUAGCUGAGCAAAAUAGCUAUACGUUCAGCGCAUCAGAUAUUUUGGAUGGAAGUAAUUUCAUAAGCAAAGGAAAGGACAUACCUAUGGUGCUUGAUUGGGCCGUUGGGAAUAAGACUUGUGAAGAAGCAGAAAAAGAUUUGACAAGUUUUGCAUGUCAAGAAAAUAGUUAUUGCAUCAAUUCUGACAACAAUCCAGGAUAUCGUUGCACUUGCAACAAUGGAUAUGCGGGGAACCCUUAUCUCAGUCCUGGAUGCCAAGACAUAAACGAGUGUGAAGCUCAAAGUCCUUGCGUAGGAAUUUGCACAAACACAAUGGGAAGUUACAACUGUUCUUGUCCGAAAGGUAGUCUUGGUGAUGGGAGAAAAGGUGGGAGUGGUUGCUUUCAAAACAAUCAAAAGUUCCCAGUGCUAAAGAUCUCACUCGGUAUUGCAUUAGGAUUUUUCUUUUUUAUUAUUGGCAGUUCUUGGUUAUACUUCAGUAUGAAUAAGAGAAACCAAAUCCUCCCCAAGGCCAAAUUCUUUCAAAAGAACGGAGGUUUACUUUUGAAUCCUAUUAUUGGGGCUUCGAAAGUCAAUGGUCUUUUGAGGCUUUUUAGGGUCACGAAAUAG
Messenger RNA from Papaver somniferum (opium poppy), 1101 nucleotides. Its product is annotated as wall-associated receptor kinase 2-like. The record is from RefSeq and is a predicted model, not a curated record. Gene Ontology annotation, molecular function: calcium ion binding. The transcript has 3 exons. Bases 1 to 1101 code for a protein of 366 amino acids. NCBI's taxonomy places the organism in Eukaryota, Viridiplantae, Streptophyta, Magnoliopsida, Ranunculales, Papaveraceae.